AUGGGUGAUAUUCAAUUCUUCAAAAUCAUCAAAACUAUUUCAAUGGAAUUUGAAGGGUUGUGUGUGUGUACUUCUCAUCAGAGGGCAUUGUGUGUAAUGGAGGAAAUUCUUAAUAUUACGAUACACCACAGUGGUCAAUUUGUUAGUGAGGACUUGAGUGUGUAUGUAGGAGGUGAGAUUGCUGAUUUGAGAGUAGGUGCUGAUAUGUGGGGUUAUUUUGAGUUAUUGGGUGCUAUUAAGGAACUAGGUUACCCAGCCAUAGAGAAGAUAUACUAUAAGGAUCCAACUGCUGGAAUGAAUCUGUUGUUUGAUGACAAAGGGGCCUUAGAGAUUGCUGAUCUAUAUAGGGUUCAUUUACGUGUUGAAGUCUUUAUUCAACACCCAUUGUCACAGCCUGAGUAUGUUGAUGAGAGUGAAGUUAUUUUAGAUGAGAUACCCCUGAAUGUAAUGGAAGAUGAUGCAGUUAGACAAAAUGAGGUAAGUGAGGAUGCUGUUGGACAGAAGGAGGCAAGUGAAGAUGUUGUUAUACAGAAGGAGGCAAUUGAAGAUGUUGUUGGACAGAAGGAGGCAAGUGAAGAUGUUGUUAUACAGAAUGAGGCAAGUGAAGAUGAUGUUGGACAGAAGGAGGCAAGUGAAAAUGCUGUUGGACAGAACGAUGAUGAUAGUUCUGAUGAUGAUAGCUCUGAUGAUAGUAGCUUUUCGUAUGAUAGUGCAAAGGAGGUUGUAUUUGAUGAUGAAACGGAUGACUGUGAUACUGACUUAGAAGAGGAAGAAGGUAUGGCAGAAGUAACUGAUCUCUGUGAAACUGAACCAAAUAAAGAAGAUAGUAAAGGAAGUGAUAAAGGAAGUGAUAAAGGAAGUGAUAAUGAAAGUGAGGAUCUUGUAAGUGAUUGUGAUAGUGAAGAUAGCAAUACUACCAAGAGAAAGAAGUAUCCCAUUUUCAAGCUUCUAAAGGAUAUGUCCAAUUACAAAUGA
This is a messenger RNA of Vicia faba (fava bean), 975 nucleotides long. Lineage: Eukaryota; Viridiplantae; Streptophyta; Magnoliopsida; Fabales; Fabaceae. The record is from the annotation of a GenBank genome assembly.